AUGUCAGAAAAGCCUCUGGCCCCAGGUCAAACUUCCACCUUGGCUUUGCCCGCAAAUUCCAAAGAACUUAUAAAUCACGAUUUGGCCAGUAUCAACAGCCAAACGCCGUUGACCGAUACCUACUCACUUUCGAUCUCCCAGUUACUGGAGCUUCACGAUCCCAAGAGCUUGCGCAAAUUGAUUGAAUUGGGUGGCUUAGACAACUUGAGCAAUAUCUUGAACCUGGAUGUCUCCCGAGGCAUCUCGGAUAGUGAUGACCUUGAUAUGAAGCAGAGAACUAAGCAUUACGGGGACAACCGGUUGCCGGUGAAGGUUCAGAAGUCGUUCCUUCGGCUUUGUAUCGAGGCUUUCAAGGACAAGGUGUUGAUUUUAUUGACGGUAGCGGCCGUGGUGUCCAUGGCCUUGGGACUCUAUGAGACCUUUGGUACUGAUACCAUGUAUGACGUGGAUGGAACCCCCAUUCCAAAGUUGGACUGGGUGGAAGGGGUGGCCAUCAUUGUGGCGGUGUUGAUUGUGGUGUUGGUGGGUGCUGCAAACGACUACCAAAAGGAACGUCAGUUUGCCAAGUUGAACGCCAAGAAAGAGGAUAGAGAGUUGAUUGUGGUUCGGAAUGGCCAGCAAGUGCUUGUAUCCAUUUAUGACUUGGUGGUGGGUGAUGUGAUAAAUUUGCAGACGGGUGAUGUGGUACCAGCCGACUCGGUGUUGGUGAGUGGGGAGGUUGAGUGUGAUGAAAGUGCAUUGACGGGGGAAUCCGAUACCAUCCACAAACGGCCUGCUGACGAGGCUCUUGAGUUCUACAAGUUGAACGCUUCCGAUGCCUCUCAGGAUUUGGGUUCGGUAGGUACCAAGUUCAAGGACCCUUUUUUGAUCUCGGGCGCCAAAAUUUUGAGUGGGUUGGGAAAUGCCUUGGUGACUGCCGUUGGUGUCAACUCCAUUCACGGUAGAACCAUGAUGAGUCUUAAUCAUGAAAGCGAACUGACUCCUUUGCAAGAAAGAUUGGAUAACUUGGCCGAUGGAAUUUCCAAGUACGGAUUUUUGGCGGCCUUGGUUUUGUUUAUUGUUUUGUUCAUUAGAUUCUGUAUCAAGAUAGCCCCAGGAGGAUCCGACAAUGAUCUCGCCUCGGCGGAGAAGGGUAAGAAGUUUUUGGAUAUUUUGAUCACUGCCAUCACCAUUAUUGUGGUUGCAGUUCCAGAAGGUUUACCAUUGGCAGUGACUUUGGCAUUGGCUUUUGCAACCACCAGAAUGGCCCAGAACGGGAACUUGGUUAGAGUGUUAAAGUCGUGUGAAACCAUGGGUGGAGCCACCGCUGUGUGUUCUGAUAAAACCGGUACUUUGACGGAGAAUAAGAUGAGAAUCGUUAAAGGUUACUUUGGUAACGGCAUGGAGUUUGAUGACAUGGUUUCCAACAAGUUUGGGCCUAAAUCUCUUGAAAUUAUUCCAAGUCUUUUCUCAGAUUUGAAGACAUAUUUUGCAACCAACAUUACCUUGAAUUCCACAGCUUUUAAGAAUGUCAGCUACAACGAAGAGGCUGCUAAUAUUCUUAAGACUAAGCCAAAGAAAAAGAACUUUUUUCAAAGACUUUUUGAGAGUAUGAGCGACGAAGACAAAAUAAGGAGUACUGUCAAGUACGAAUUGGUAAGUGAUCCCUACUUGGGUAACAAAACCGAGUCUGCUUUAUUGAUAUUUGCUAAAGACAAACUUAAUUUGUUUGAAAACGAAGACUUGGAACAAAUCAGAAAAAACGAAUCUCAUAAUAUUGUGCAAACAAUACCGUUUGAAAGCUCAAGGAAAUGGUCAGGUAUCAUUGUCAAGAUUGAAAAUGGGUACAGAUUUUACUUUAAAGGUGCUGCAGAAAUCGUUGUCAGAAAUUGUGGAUUCAAGUAUGAUGAAAACAACCAAUUGGCCAGAAUUAACAGAGACGAUAGAGAUGUAAUUUUAGGUAAAAUUGAUGAGUUUGCUAACGAUGCUUUGAGAGCCAUUGCUGUUGGACAUCAAGACUUUGUCGGGGCUACCUCAUGGCCUCUUAAGAGUCUUAUCAAUGAACAGCACCCAGCUGAAGCAGACCCAGAGAAAUUGGUGGACACAAGUCCUGCUGUAUAUGAUGAGAGUAAGAGAAACUUGAUUUUAGACUGUAUUGUUGGUAUUCAAGAUCCUUUGAAGCCUGGUGUCCCUGAAGCAGUAUUGAAAUGUAAAGAGGGUGGUGUGUCUGUUAGAAUGGUAACUGGUGAUAACUUGAGAACGGCAAAGGCUAUUUCCCAAGGUUGUUACAUUUUAACCCCGGAAGACUUGGAUAACGAACAUGCAUCUAUGGAGGGUCCAUACUUCAGAAAGUUGAGUGAAGCUGAAAGAAUCAAGGUUGUUCCUCACUUGAGAGUAUUGGCUAGAUCUUCUCCUGAAGAUAAACGAAUCUUGGUUGAUACUUUGAGAAAAUCUGGCGAAGUGGUGGCUGUUACAGGUGAUGGUACCAAUGAUGCCAGUGCCUUGAAAUUGGCUGAUGUUGGAUUUUCCAUGGGUAUCAGUGGUACUGAAGUUGCAAGAGAAGCUUCAGAUAUUAUCUUAAUGACUGACGAUUUCACCGAUAUAGUUCAAGCCAUCAAAUGGGGAAGAACCGUUGCUGUUUCCAUCAAGAAAUUUAUUCAGUUUCAAUUAACAGUGAAUAUUACCGCUGUGGUAUUGACAUUUGUCUCUGCCGUUGCUUCAUCUGAUAACCAUUCUGUAUUGACUGCAGUUCAAUUAUUAUGGGUCAAUUUGAUUAUGGAUACUUUGGCUGCCCUAGCUUUGGCUACUGAUAAACCUGACGACAGUUUCUUGAAAAACAAACCCGCCGGAAGAACUGCUCCAUUAAUAUCUGUUUCAAUGUGGAAGAUGAUUUUGGGUCAAUCAACUACUCAAUUGGCGGUAACCCUUACGCUACACUUUGGUGGUCAAAAGUUGUUUUAUGGUGAUGCCCCCGUAUCUAGUCACCAACUUAAACAAUUAGAUUCUCUUACCUUCAACACAUUUGUUUGGUUGCAGGUGUGGAAGUUGGUAGUAACCAGGAAGUUGGAUGAAGCUGCUGAUAUUACUACCAUUAGAGGUAGAAUAACUGCUUACAACUUGAACUUUUUCUCCCACUUAUUCAGGAACUGGUAUUUCCUUAUUAUAACGAUAAUGAUCUGUGCUGUUCAGGUAUUGAUCAUGUUUGUUGGAGGAGCUUCUUUCUCGAUUGCCAGGCUAACCCCAGGAAUGUGGGCUACUUCCAUCAUCUGUGGAUUUGUCUCCAUUCCAGCUGGUUUAAUCAUCAGAAUAAUGCCAAAUACAUGGGCAGUGAAAAUCUUCCCAACCAAAGCGUUUGGCAUAUUUAUUUAUUAUGUUGGAUUCAACUUUUUGAAGAAGAGUAAAAAAGAGGAUUUAGAAGCCAACGUUUAA
Messenger RNA from Yamadazyma tenuis ATCC 10573, 3408 nucleotides. RefSeq names its product calcium-transporting ATPase (gene PMC1). Gene Ontology annotation, cellular component: plasma membrane; intracellular membrane-bounded organelle. Gene Ontology annotation, biological process: intracellular calcium ion homeostasis. The record is from RefSeq and is a predicted model, not a curated record. Gene Ontology annotation, molecular function: ATP binding; ATP hydrolysis activity; P-type calcium transporter activity. Lineage: Eukaryota; Fungi; Ascomycota; Pichiomycetes; Serinales; Debaryomycetaceae.